Molecule: messenger RNA, 7265 nt
Organism: Culex pipiens pallens (northern house mosquito)
Lineage: Eukaryota; Metazoa; Arthropoda; Insecta; Diptera; Culicidae
Product: diacylglycerol kinase eta
Exons: 12
Coding region: 1339-6618 (1759 amino acids)
Biological process (GO): diacylglycerol metabolic process; lipid phosphorylation; intracellular signal transduction
Molecular function (GO): protein binding; ATP-dependent diacylglycerol kinase activity
Source: RefSeq, a predicted model, not a curated record
AGUUUUUCCCGGGGUGGUGUGAGAGCGAGAGGGAGAGCGAGAGAGAGUGGGAGCACGGGCCGGAACAACAAAACGUACCAGCACACCUUGCCAGGGAGUCAGUAUUGCCUAGGUACUAGCGACGGAUUGUGGUUCCAAAAGGGAAAGGGACUUCAUUCAGAACGGUUGGCGUCCUCAAAGCGGUCACCACAUGGUUCUUUUGUUAGCUGAGAGAAAAGGUUUGAAGAACUCGGGCGCAGUUUGUUGAAACCGCAGCAACCUGUUUUUUUUGAGAAACUUGUGUCAUAUCAAACGGGGGUUGCGAUUCGCCGGAAGAAUCGAAAGUGUCGUUCAAAAGUGAAAGUGAAAGAAGUUCCUGUUGUGUUGUGUCCCCUCCCCCCCUUUUCACCCCCUCUUCCUGGAAAGAAGAAGAAGCCUUAGAGAGUCUGCUGUUGUUGUUGUUGGCGGAGUAGAGUUGUUGCAGUUCAAGUUGUUAUUGUUCAAGCCAAGAAGCAAUAUCUGUCAAGUGUCCUAAGAAGUUCUUUACACUCACACCCACAUACUAAUUCACAUCACAUACCUCUUCUGCCUUCCACAAACGCAACGUAGAGAGUUCCACCUCAUCCGAAGACAAUCAGCACGUGUUCUAGUAGUUCAUGCUAGCUAGUAGAUCUAGAAGAAGAGCAAGAUAUCAGAGCAGCGGAGAAGGAGAAACAAAUGUGCACCCAUUAGCCGUUAAUGGUAGUUUAGUGCGUGAUUCUAGAGAAGCACACUCAACCAAACAAAAAGAAAAGAAAAACGAGUCAAGAUAAAACACACAGAAAUCUAUCAAGUUCCCAAGAGCUCGAGAUAAAAGACACCUCCUCAAAGAGUCAGGAAAAACAAACAACAAAUCGUCUUGAAAAUGAGCGAUGUGAAACCGAUUAAAGCCAAAUAAACAUCGAGCACGAAACACGAUCACAGGAAAGGAAAAGUCGUGCAAGUUAAAAGCAAGGGGGAAAAAUAGUGAGAGAUUCCAGAAAACCACACACACGCGACGUUCAAUCUUAAGUGGGUGGUUUGCAGAUAUUGUGAUUUUUGUGGUCAAACGGUGCUGGACGCCGCCGCCGGCAAGUGGUUGUCGGAAGUUGUUGGAAGAUAAAAAAAAAAGUGGAGACGUUUGAAUAGAACGGCGUCGAACGAGGGGUCCGACGAAAGUGAAAAGUUGGAGAAAGUGAUUAAUUGCAGAGUGAACUUUUUGAUGAAAUCGACCUUUCCAACCUGUGUUUUGCCGAAUGCAGCACGAAAAAUGCCAACCAUAGCUUCCAGCUAAUCACCCCGACCCGUUCUUUCGUACUGUGUGCCGAGAAUCGCCGCGAAAUGGAAGACUGGCUGCACGCCCUCAAGGCCGCCUCGUCGCGGGAGUUCUUCGAGCCGGGACCGCCGGACCAGCAUGACUUCCUGUCGGGCCAUCACAACUGGUACGCGACGUCCCAUGCCCGGCCCACCUACUGCAAUGUCUGCCGGGAGGCCCUGUCCGGCGUGACGUCCCACGGGCUGUCCUGCGAGGUGUGCAAGUGCAAGGUGCACAAGCGGUGCGCGGCCAAGGCGAUCGCCAACUGCAAGUGGACCACGCUGGCCUCGGUCGGCAAGGACAUCAUCGAGGACCUCGAUGGGAACAUCGUGAUGCCCCACCAGUGGAUGGAGGGCAACCUUCCGGUGUCGGCCAAGUGCUUGGUCUGCGACAAGACGUGCGGCUCGGUGAUGCGGCUGCAGGACUGGCGCUGCCUUUGGUGCCGCUCGACGGUCCACACGGCGUGCCGUCCCCAGGCGCUGGUGCACUGCCCGCUGGGGCCGGCCCGGGUUUCGGUCGUUCCGCCCACCUCGCUGCACUCGAUCGGCAUCGACGACGCCUGGGACAUCUGCAAACCCCACGGCAGCUUCUCGCCGCUGCUGGUCUUCGUCAACUCCAAGUCCGGCGACAACCAGGGCGUCAAGUUCCUGCGGCGCUUCAAGCAGCUGCUCAACCCGGCCCAGGUGUUCGACCUGAUCUCGACCGGUCCCGGGCUGGGACUGCGCCUCUUUCGCCACUUUGACCCCUUCCGGAUAUUGAUCUGCUCCGGGGAUGGGUCCGUCGGCUGGGUGCUCAGCGAAAUCGAUCAAUUAAGUAUGCAAAAACAAUGCCAGAUAGCAGUGCUUCCACUGGGCACCGGAAACGACCUGGCCCGGGUGCUGGGCUGGGGCAGCUCCUGCGACGACGAUGCCCACCUGCCGCAGCUGCUCGAGCGCUACGAAAAGUCCAGCACCAAGAUGCUGGACAGAUGGAGCGUGAUGGUGUACGAGCGGGACAUUGGCGUGGUGCAGCCGCCGACGACGCGCACCCCCAAGACGUCCAUCUCGCACCACCCGGACCCGGUGCUGUUCCAGUACGAGGACGACGCCCUCUGCCACCUGCAGUCAAUUGUGACCAACGAGGACACCGCGACGAUGCUCGCGUCGACCCGCGAUCUCUGCACCACGGUCAACGACUUCAUCGCUAGAGUAAGAGAGAACAGCUCCGACGAAGAGCAAUUAAGCAUCAAAUGUGAUAUUUUAAGACAAAAACUAGGUAUGUUAUUAGAUACUCUGAAGGAGGAAGAAGCUGGUCUUCAUGGUGACGAUGAAUUAUUUCGAACGCUGAAAGAAAUUGCUCAAAAAAGUGCCUCAGAAAGACCAAUAGAUACCGAUUUCUCUUCGCAUAGAAAAACGAUAGAAAAGAACGAAAAGGACAAGCUGAACUGCAAGGAACGCACGAGCCGGAUUGACCGCCGCUCCGAGAAGGAGGCGGUCCUGUGCCGGGCCAACAGCCUCAAGCGCGCCAUCCACGAUGUGCUCAAGUUCAGCGAAACGAGCGGCCUGUACAUUCCGCCGAAGCGGCUCUCGGUUCCGGUCAUCAACACGCGGGAGACCUCCCCGGGCGGUUCGCCGAAUCUGGCGACGGGCGGGCAGCAGCCUCCACUGUCACCGUCGGUGUCCGCCACGCGCCUCACAUGCAUAUCACCGCUGCCGGAUCUGCGCCGGGACUCGAUGGACGAGCACUUUCUGAGCAACGUGAACCUGCCGGUGCCGAAGCAGUUCGCGGACGGAGGCAGCCGGCGCAGCUCGGGCAUCCCGGAAAACUACCGCAUCUCGAGCAUCGAGGAGCUGGAGGAGAACAGCGUCCACACGGAGCGGUUGGCACGAGCGGUCGAGCAGCUGGAGAACAUCGAAGAGCACACGGACAAUCAGGGCAAGGACGACAAGGACGAUACGUUGAAUCAAAAAUCUUCGACCACAACAACGUCGGACUCGCAGUCGACGACGGCACCGUACGACUUUUCGUUCGAGUCCGACACCAAGACGGUCCGGUACGACCUGGAUGCGAACAGCGCCUUCGAGCGGCUCGGCUUCAAACCGUUCAAGAAGGCCCUCGAGCAGCAUCAGCACCAGUUGCAACAGCAGCAGACAAAGACUGAGUCGGCGUACCUGCAGUUUCAGCCGAUCGAGGUGUACGAACGGAAUCUGUACCGUAACCAGCUGCAACAGCAACAGCAACGCACCGCACGAGCGUCCCUCCCCGGCAACGAAGCCACACUGAAGGUGUCCAACACGCUGCAGGUUCCAAACAUUUCCAUACCGACGCUGGAGAAACCGCCGGAGAACAUGUACUUUAGCGAAAACAUAACCAUCAUCGACACGGACAUGUCGGUAGGUUACCACCGCCGGAAUUCCCAGCCCGCGCUGCCGGUUGCAAAAACAUUUGGACUUUUAUUUCAGGAGCGUUCCUCGUCGGAAGACGUCCCGGGCGAAGCGAGUGACGUUCUGUCCGCGAUCAGCAACGAAGAGUGCAGCGUGACGUCGGAAAUCCUGGACCGGCAGUCGGAGAACAACUCGCAAAUUCAUAUCGCCGAUCUCAUUCAGGACCUGGACACGGACCGGUUCAGCCACAUCGAUUCGCCCGAGACGAGCGACACGACCGAGGCGUUGCACGGGGAAAGUCUGAUGGACGAUAUCAGCUCGGUGCUAGGGCAGGAUCUGCUCGGUGCGCUGCAGGACAACACAAUCACCGAAGACACGACGACGCUGUGCACGCUGGAUCAUACGAAGCGGCGGAGCUUCAAGAACAAACAGCAGCAGCAGCAACGGAAGAGCAGCGCCGAGCUGGAUCCGUACGGGUUCGAGAACCGGGUGUUUGACAUCGACAACCGGUGCGAUGACCAGAAGGUUCGCGAGCCAAAGUACUGCAGUUUGGCCAAGUUCGUCGAGGGAAAUGAUAUCGCGAGGAAGAGCUUCAAGAGGCCCGCCGGACGGAGUGGAUUCCCGUCCAGAAGUUUGGCCAGCAGAAUGCUGAACGUGCAGGAGAAUGACUACGAGAAUACACGAACCUUGGCGGCUAGCUUUCUGCAGGCGCACGGAUCUCCGUCGGACGUAUCGGCGUCCGAAACGGACACGGUACGAACGUCCGCCAUCGAGUACAGGAAGCUCAGCUCGACGGCAACCAACGACGCCGACGAGGACAGCCUGUCGGAGGACGGAGGGGAAAAAGAGUCGGACCGCGAGUCUGAAGGAGCGGUGGGUGGACAGCUGGAUGACGAUGACGAGGAAGAUGAAGACUACUACAACAAAGACCAGGACGACGGAGACGGCGAAAAGAGCUUCGAACCUUUGCCAGGGAUUCCGACAAUCAACGUGGUCGUCGAGCCACCGUCUCCGGCGAUGAGUGACGAGCUGAGGUCGCUGCGGGUGCCGGAGAUUCGACGCCACUCAAGUCACACGCCAAACAUGCUGGCACCGCGCGAGAUCGACAUCAACCGGCGGCACUCGGGCAACAAUCCGAAUUUACUUGGACUGGACUCGGAGCACAUCCGGUUCCUGAACUGUUCGCCGGCUGCUUCGCGGCGCAUCAGCAGUGGCAGCCUGAUGUUCAAGCCGGAAGCGCUCGGCAGCUCCAAGAGCAAUAUUUUCAGCUCCAGCUUGGGACUGUUCAACUUUGAGCGGGACGCCGAACGGAAGGAGGAAGCUAAGAAGCAAAAGGACGAAAGGGAAGAAAGAAACAAGAAGCUGCCCAUUAUCAACCCGUUGGUGAGGCUGCCGUCGUGGCCAAACGUCAGCAGCGGAACCGGCUUCAUCUCCAAGUGUUUGAUGGCCAACGCGGACACGCUUUGCGCAGCCGUCAGCCCAUUGAUGGAUCCGGACGAAACGCUCAUGGAGGGGUAUCAGGAGAAGGCGGUUAUGAACAACUACUUCGGUAUCGGAAUAGACGCCAAGAUAUCGCUGGAUUUCCACAUCAAGCGAGAGGAGCAUCCGGAAAAGUGUCGAUCACGCGCCAAGAACUACAUGUGGUAUGGCGUGCUGGGAUCGAAGCAGUGGCUGCAGAAGACGUACAAAAACCUGGAGCAGAAAGUUCAACUGGAGUGUGACGGACAACGAAUCCCGCUUCCGUCGCUGCAGGGAAUCGUCGUGCUGAACAUUCCCAGCUUCAUGGGCGGAACCAAUUUCUGGGGAAGCAAAAAGGAGGACGAUUGCUUCCUGGAACAAAGUUUCGACGAUCGCAUCCUGGAGGUCGUGGCCGUGUUUGGAUCGGUACAGAUGGCCGCUUCCCGGCUCAUCAACCUGCAGCACCAUCGGAUUGCGCAGUGCCAGAGCGUGCAGAUCAACAUUCUAGGUGAGGAAUGCGUCCCCAUCCAGGUGGACGGCGAGGCGUGGCUCCAGUCGCCCGGCAUGAUCCGGAUCAUCCACAAGAACCGCGUCCAGAUGCUGUGCCGGAACCGGCUGCUGGAGGUGUCGCUCAAGAGCUGGCAGGAGAAGCAGCGCCAGCACAGCAUCUCGAUCGCGCGUGAUCAACCCUCGACGGCAUCCGAGCAUCUGGUCGCGCCGUCCGAGGACAUCUUCUCCGAGCGGGAAACGUACCUGCUGCUGAACUUUAUCGAGUGCGCCAGCACGCUGGUCAAGUGGGUCAAGAUGCUGAUCAUUUCGCACCCGUCGCUGCAGCCGGACCUGUACGCGGUGGCGUCCAAGACGACGGACACGCUCGAGUCGAUCCACCCGGGCGGGAAGAUCAUCGAUGGGCCGAACCUGCGGCGGCAGUUGACCGAACUGGUCAAAGCCGCCCGCCAGCUGUACGAAAACACGUGCGACCUGCUGCGCGAGCGCAGCCACAGCCUAAUCCUGCGCGAAGAUCUGGAGACGAAGCUGAGCGUAUCGCUGGCCAACAUGGAGAUGGAGAUUGGCCGGGUGAGCCUGCAGCAGACGGGCACCGGCGAAACGAAGGCCUACCUGAACGUGCUGGCGCCGAACGAGGAUGGAGACCACCACCGCAAGAAGCAGAAGCCGUUCUGGCUGCGGUUCCGGGGACAGGGUGGUGGCCACCACGGGCACGGUCACCACGGCCAUCACCAUCAGGGUGGGGGAGGCGAGACGCGCGAUGCCGUCAGCAGCUGGGGUGUGGGCGAGGUCGUCACCUGGUUGGAGGCCAUGCAGCUGGCCGAGUACGUGGACAGCUUCAUCAAGAACGACAUCCGCGGCAAGGAACUGCUCACGUUGGCCCGGCGUGAUCUGAAGGACCUGGGCGUGACCAAGGUGGGCCACGUCAAGCGGAUUCUGCAAGCGAUCAAGGAUCUGGGCAGCGCCAGCAACGGGUAAAACAACAGCUAACGAAGCGGAAGGAGCCUAGAAGCAAAUUAAGCAUUAUUUCUUUAAUAAUCAUGGAACUAAAAGACUUCGUUUACUCUUAUAUAAGCAUACAUUUCCAGUCUCUUAAGUACUUUUUUUCUUACAAGAAAUAUGAAACAAAAUCAUCUACAAAAAAAAACCGUGCAUGGUAUAACUGAUAAACAAACAAACAAAAAAAACUUUACAUGAAAUAAAAACAUAGAUAAUCAAAGAAAAGGAAAUGUAAACAAGGAAACAAGCAUAUUUAGACCCGCCAAUGGUAGCGAAACUCUGAAACUAAAAAGAGAGUAGAUCGAUUCUCAUCGAAUAGAACUACUUCUAUAAACAUUAAAGCAAACCCAUUUAUGGCAACAAAAUAUCAAUUUUACAGCAACUUAAAAGAAAACGAAAAAGCAGAGAAUCGCGAGCAAACUGUUGAUUGUGUGUUUUAGUUACCAGUUCUGCAACUUAUUAUAUUAAAUAUAUUUAGGGUAGCGGCUAAGGAUGAAUGUGAAAAUGAAUCGUUUCCCCUUCCAACUCGUUGUUCUAGUUAGCAACUAAGCGUUUAAAACUAAACAUUGACGCAUAAAAUAAACACUGAAUUAAACACUCCGAGAAAACAGUAAACAAAAACAAAA